AUGGCAGGCCGCACCGUCAUCGUGGCGUCCAAGAACCCCCUCAAGGCGCUGGCGACCGAGGACGGCUUCAACAAGAUGUUCCCCGACGGCCGCUUCACCUUUGAGGCCGUCAGCACCGAGUCUGGCGUCGCGGUCCAGCCCCUCUCCGACGAGGAGACGCUGCGGGGGGCCGUCAACCGGGCCCGCAACGCGCGCGCGCUCGCGCCGGCGGCGGAGUACUGGGUCGGGCUCGAGGGCGGCGUGCAGCACGCGGUCGACGGCGGCGAGGAGGUGCUGGCGUUUGCGUGGAUCGCGGUGCUGCACCGCGACGGCAGCCUGGGCCGCGCGCGCACGGCGACGUUUUUCCUGCCGCGCGAGACGACGCGGCUGCUGCGCGACGGCCUCGAGCUCGGCGACGCAGACAACGUCCUCCACGGCCGGACAAACUCCAAGCACGAGACGGGCACCGUCGGCAUCCUGACGGGCGACGUCGUCACGCGCCGCAGCUACUACGCCGAGGCCGUGGUCCUGGCGCUCAUCCCGUUCAAGAACAAGCAGUUGACGUUUGGAACGGAGCAGCGGCCGCGGGAAGUGCCUGCUUGA
Messenger RNA from Cordyceps militaris CM01, 582 nucleotides. Its product is annotated as NTPase. NCBI's taxonomy places the organism in Eukaryota, Fungi, Ascomycota, Sordariomycetes, Hypocreales, Cordycipitaceae. Gene Ontology annotation, biological process: thiamine metabolic process. Gene Ontology annotation, molecular function: ribonucleoside triphosphate phosphatase activity. The transcript has a single exon. Bases 1 to 582 code for a protein of 193 amino acids. The record is from RefSeq and is a predicted model, not a curated record.